This is a messenger RNA of Pristis pectinata (smalltooth sawfish), 9422 nucleotides long. RefSeq names its product myotubularin related protein 8 (gene mtmr8). Gene Ontology annotation, biological process: negative regulation of autophagy. NCBI's taxonomy places the organism in Eukaryota, Metazoa, Chordata, Chondrichthyes, Rhinopristiformes, Pristidae. Gene Ontology annotation, molecular function: phosphatidylinositol-3,5-bisphosphate phosphatase activity. The record is from RefSeq and is a predicted model, not a curated record. Gene Ontology annotation, cellular component: nuclear envelope.
GUCACGUGGUGCUGCAGGACAUGGCGGGCGCUAACGGUGAUGAUGGCAGGAGGGACAGUGUCUGAGAAAAUGAAGACGCGCGGCGCGGCGUUCCUCCGGUCGGGCGCCUGAUCGCGGCUUCCACCGGCCGAGGGGAGGGAACUCCCCUGACCAUGGAGCACAUCAUAACGCCCAAGGUGGAAUAUGUGAAGCUGCUUGACCGGUUUACUUCUAAGAAACCAACACUGGGAACGCUUUACUUGACUGCAACACAUCUGAUAUUUGUAGAAUCUUCAUCAGAGGUCCGCAAAGAGACAUGGAUCUUGCACCAUCAUAUUUCAGCAAUAGAGAAGCUUCCCCUUACUUCUGCAGGGUGUCCAUUGUUGAUUCAUUGCAAGAACUUCAGAGUUGCACACUUUGUUAUUUGUCGAGAACGUGAUUGCCAUGAUGUUUACAGUUCACUUCUCAGACUGUCACAGCCAGUGGAGUAUGAGGAACUUUAUGCUUUCUCGUACAACCCUAAACGGAAGGAAAUGGACAGAGGCAGAGGUUGGAAAAUGAUAGAUUUAAGGGAAGAAUUUCACCGAAUGGGAGUACCUAAUGAACACUGGGAACAGACUGAUGUAAAUGAAAAUUAUGAGACCUGUAAUACUUAUUCAGCAAUUCUGUAUGUACCAAGAGAAGCCACCAAGCCAACAAUAGUGGGCAGCUCAAAGUUCAGAAGUAAAGGACGAUUUCCUGUUCUUUCUUACUUUUUCAAGGAAAACAAUGCUGCCAUUUGUAGGUGUAGUCAGCCACUGUCAGGAUUCAGUGCCAGGUGUGUGGAAGAUGAACAAAUGCUACAAGCCAUCAGCAGGUCCAAUCCCGGAAGUUCUUUCGUAUAUGUGGUAGAUACUAGACCAAAGCUGAAUGCCAUGGCAAAUAGAGCUGCUGGGAAGGGGUAUGAAAAUGAAGAUAAUUACUCCAACAUUAGGUUCCAGUUUGUUGGUAUUGAGAACAUACAUGUGAUGAGGAACAGUUUGCAAAAGCUUUUAGAAGUAUGUGAGCUGAAAAUGCCUUCAAUGAGUGACUUUCUUACGGGCUUGGAAAAUUCUGGGUGGCUGCGACAUAUUAAAGCUGUCAUGGAUGCUGGUUUAUUUCUAUCAAAGGCAGUGGCUGAAGAACAUGCGAGUGUGUUGGUCCACUGUUCUGACGGAUGGGAUCGUACUGUUCAAGUUUGCUCAUUGGCUGGCCUUCUCUUGGAUUCCUACUAUCGGACAGUAAAGGGAUUUAUGGUUCUUAUAGAAAAAGAAUGGAUCUCUAUGGGACACAAAUUUUCUCAAAGAUGUGGCCAUUUAGAGGGUGAUCCCAAAGAAGUUUCACCUGUGUUUACCCAGUUUAUUGAAUGUGUCUGGCAUCUGAUGGAACUUCCAUGUGCUUUUGAGUUUAAUGAGAAGUAUCUGCUGGAGAUCCAUGACCACAUCUACUCUUGCCAAUUUGGUAACUUCAUUGGAAACUCCCAGAAAGAACGUCAGGAGUUAAAAAUACAAGAAAGGACUCAUUCCUUGUGGCCGUUCCUACUGGAAAAGCAAUACCAGUACUGGAAUCCCCUGUAUAAACCCAGUGCAAUAAAAUACUGUGUUAAAACCCAAUACUGCCCUUUUAACUUCAGGUUCUGGUGUGGAAUGUAUAAUCGUUUUGAUAGAGGAAUGCAACCAAAACAAUCAGUUCUAGAUUCUCUACAAACUGCAAUGAAACAGAAAUCAGAACUGGAAGAAACUGUAGAAGAUCUGAAUCAGAAACUUCUUCAUUUAGAUGAAUCACACUCUGAUAGUCCUUUCACCUUACCAAUGAAGCUUUCUACUGGGGAACGUACUCCACAGAUCCAAGUACUUAAUGCUUCUCAGGACAAUACAGAAGAACAGAAAGUUCCACUAGCAAAUGGCAUGGAGAAGUUAGUAGAAACUAUUUCUGAUGGGAUCAAAGAAAGGGAAAAUGUAAUGGAUUCUUCACUUACGCACGAGUCUGCUUCAAAUCACAUCGACUCCCUUGCGUUAGUCAAAUUGAACAUACAAGGAGAUGAAGAACACCGUGAAAUAUUUCAAGAUAAGGAUGAAAAAUAAUUACUCAUUUUAAAACAAUUUGUAUAUGUGUUUGUUCCCAAAUAUAUUUGUUCUUGAUAUUUUUAUAUCAUUCUGCAAGAGUGUCAAAAAGGGAAAAUGCCAAGAAACAGCAGUGUAACAGAAAUAUAUUCCAGGAUUAGAAAGGGAUUCUCAGUGCUUAAAUCACAUUAUUUACUUCAGAGAGACAAUUUUAUAAAAAUCACACUCUUCGUGUGAAAACUUAUCCAUUAGGAGGCCCUAGUGGAUAUUUAGGUGAAUGUCCAUAAUGGAUGGGAAAUCGUGGUUACCUUGGCCCUGAAUUCUAGUGGUGAGGCUCCUGAAUUCCUGAUAUGUUCCUAGUGAUGAGGCUCAGAUGUUAUAAUCUGUCCAGUUAUUGCAAGCCUGUUUUAUUGUAUUUCUCAACUUUUAAAGGUCCAUUCUUGGCAAGUAGCUUCGUUGUAUUAUUUUAGAAUUUUACUACUGAAGAAACCACUUUGGGUGUGGUAAGGCCUUUUAGAAACCCAAAUUGGCUGCUUUAUAUAUUGAGUAUAACCAAUAUGUUUUCUAAAAUUGGAAAUUAUUAAGUUUUAGAUUUAAUACUUAAUAAACAGAUUAUGAUUGUUUUCCCCUCUUUCAUUAUCUUCAGGUUUUUCCCCACAGCUGCCUUUCUAUGACACAUUUUUUGAUAUGGCUUUACGCCUGUCACCAGCUUUGUGAUAUUUUGGCUAAUUGGCAGUUCAUUGUGUAAGCCAGUAAGACAAAUUAUUCUCCAGUUAUAUUCAAAUCUAAUUGUGUUCUCACCAUAUCUCCACACUUGCAUUUACCAUCUAGAGUUGAUGCAAAGUGUUUAGAGAUAGGAACGCGAGCAGCUGAAGUACUAUCAUUAAAUGUUAUGAAUUGACUCUGGAUAGGAUUUAGAGAUAGGACCUCAGCUAAGGCCUGCUACUGUCUCAUCUAUGAUCAAGUAACUCAGCACAAGAAAGGGAAUUCAUCCAGGCUUUAGUGUGGAAAGACCCUUAUGGGUUUGGUCACUGGAGGAAAUCGUAAUUAACUUAUUUUUGCAGAGUGCUUUGUAAGUGGGUUGUAAUAUCAUUCUGCCAAUUAUGAACGGUAUCAAAAGUUUUCACAGUUCUUUCAAUGUGAUUGUGAGAUAUUAUCACUUGAUAUUGCCUAUUGAAAAGUAGCUCUGGUGCUAUAUUUGCUGCAUAGUUAGUGCUGAUUUCUUACUUCAUUGGGCAUUAGAAAUAUGAAAUCUUUUUCAUGAGGCUCAACAAAAAGUUUAUUUUCUAAUCAUUAAAGAGUUGUCAUUUGUAUUUUUAAUGUGUUUGGUUUAUUGUUUUCUAUCAUUUAUUGUCUGAAGUUGGACUCCAGGUUAUUCAAAUUCUGAACUUACUUUAUUAUUUGCUAUGCCUCCAGAUUCAGUUAUCUAAUCUCUGUAACCCUUUGCAAUGCCAAACCUAAGUUAGUGCCCCAGGAAGUCAUUCAGAGGCUAUUUUUUGCGAUUCUUUUGGGGGCAAUGGUCUGGAGAUUUAUAAUGUGAAAGAUUGUUUGCCAGAUGUGCAGUGUUCUUGUCCACUGGUGUUGUAUGCUGUCAGUAGCAGAUUUUCCCUCAGAAUCCAGUCAGCAGCAAAUGAAUAAACAUUAACUGCAAGUGUUGUUAAGCUUCAGCUUCCCUAAAGCCUUUAUUUCAAGACCAUUUGUCACACAAUUUCUUUUUGCAGCAAGUGUACAGAAUUUUGUGAUUUAAAAUGGAUCAUAAUUUGUCACGAUGAGUAUUGUCCAUAUAUACAUGUGUAAGAGGAGACUUUUGGUUCAUGUUUUAAGGGUAGAAAGGAGGAUGCUUGCUUAAAUAUGAGUCAUUGUGAUGGAGAUUACCGGGUUCAUAUUUGGGAGUGCAUUAAUUUGCUAACCAGGUCCUGCUCUCCUUUCCUUCUCUGUCUAUUGACUUGUACCAAGAGAUCACAUUGCUGCAAAUGAGAAGAAUUUGGGCCACUUUAUCUUUUGAUACUGAGUCAGUACAUGUACUAUUGAAAAUAGUUGGAUUGGAGAAGGCAUUUUUUAAAGAACAUUUAAAGUGAGAUCUGACUAAACUUUUUGGAACCAUACCACAACCAUAGACAGAUAUGGUAGCAUUAUAGUUAAAUCAGCGGGGGACUGGAAAAUUGAUCUCAUCAGAUGAGUUUGAAACCCACAAUGGCAGUGAGUGAAUUUAAUUCAAGUAAUUAAAUACAAUCUAAAAUGAAAAGCUAUUAUCGGUAAAUGAUCACCAUGAAAUCACCAGAUUGUUGUAAAGUCCCUUUAUGUCCUUAAGGGAAGGAAAUCUGGCAUCCUUCCCCAGUAUUGGCUACAUGUGACUCAAAGCACAUUGUGAUAUGGUUAACUGUCCUCUGAAGUGAUUUUUUUAAACCACUCUAUCCAGGGGCAAUUUGUGCUGGCUGUGAACGCUGGCCUAGCCAGUGACACCAAUAUCCUUUGAAUGAAUAAAUAAAAUUAGGAGGAAGAAGCUUACCUAUUUUGCUAAAUUAUUUCAAUACCCAGGACAAUUGUUUUAAUGUAACUUAUGAAUAUAAUAAAUAUGCAAAAUAGUUUGACUAUAAGAAUGUGUGGAAUGUAUGAUUUAGAUAUGGUUUUACAUACCAAUUUUUCAGACAAACUUUUUGUCAGUGGGAUCUUGAAUGUCAAAGGAAAAGCUAUGAAAUACUUGGAAAUCUUUUUAUAAAAUAGCUCCAGUUUCCUUUGCACAUUUCUUGAAACUGCUAACCAGUGUUCUAUUCAAUAUGAAUACAAACAUCUGCUUUGCCGAUGGCUUCAACCAAGAUGUAGGAUUCCAGAUGAUGUUAACGAUCUAAUCGACUGCUGGUGGGGACGAGCCAGAUUCUGUGCUCACUUGACAUUCUACAGAGACAUUCCCUUCCUUGGGGUGCCAAGGGACUUUACAGCACUUUGCAACCAAUCUAGAUUAAAUGAGAUAACGCAGAACAGACUUGGAAUCAUCCCAAGAUCUUGUGCUAUUAAUGGUUUUGUUAGCCAUCUAUCUUGUUGUAUGUAUUUCUUUCUUAAACAUUUAAUAGACUGUGCCACGUUUGAAUUUUACUUUUGAACAGCAUUUAAGGUAAUUGAUUAAAGUACCUACUAAGCAAAAUGAAAGCAAUCAAAAGAGAUUUUAUAGAAAACGAUUCUUGAAAAUGUUCCCUCAUAAGAGUCAUAGAGCAAUACAGCACAGAUACAGGCCCUUCGGGGCAACCAGUCCAUGCUGACCAUGGUACCCACCCAGCUAGUCCGAAUUUCCUGCGUUUGGCUCAUAUCCCUCCAAGCCCCACCCCUCCAUGCACCUAUCCAAGCACUUCUUAAAUGAUACUAUUGUAUCUGCCUGAUUACUUCCUCUGGCAGCUUAUUCCAUAUACUCACUGCCCUCUGCAUGAAAAAAGUUGCCCCUCAAGUCCCUUUUGAAUCUUUCCCCCUCACCCUAAGCCUAUGCCCCCUAGUUUUAGACUCACCUACCCUGGGGAAAAGACUGUUACCAUCCACCCUAUCUAUGCCUCUCAUAAUUUUAAACAUUUCUAUAAGGUUGCCCCUCAUUCUCCUAAUUUCCAAGGAAUAAAGACCUAGCCUGACCAACCUUUCCCUAUAACUCAGACCCUCUAGUCCUGGCAACAUCCUCAUAGGUCUUUCAGAAGUAGUCUUCAGAUCAAAAUUGAUCAGUAAGAUAAUCCAUUUCUGCCUAUGGAUCAAUUUAAAACUGUUACCUUUUAUUUGUGAUGUAAUUUAGUUGCAGACCACCAUAUCAUCUGUGCUGCCUGGAUUGGAUAGUAUGUCACAUGCCGCUGGAGAACUGAUCAAGGCUGUGACUUAAACUAAAACAUUGAUGUACAAUGUUUUAUCUCAGAUUUCCAAGAUCCAUAUUUUUUCCUUUGUUUUGGUGUAGAGGUUGAUAUUGCAUAUUGUUUAUAAAAUGAAUCCUUGCUGUUGCUGCUCAAAUUUAUCCAAUUAUUAAGUAAACAAGCAAAACUACCCUCUAGGAUUGCACAGCACUUUCAUAUUGUCACACUGAAUUAUUAAGAUGUUUAAUGACUGGCUCAAUAAUGUAUUUUUCUAUUACUGCAUUUGAAUGGUUGUGUUAUUUAAUUUAUCUCUUAACACAAAACUGAAAUGUUGUCAUUUUAAUACCUGUUUCACCUGGUAUUAAUGUUUUGGAAUUGAUUGUUCAGCCAUUUUAAAUUGUUCCUGUCUGUACUUUCUUAACUUCAACCUUCUACAAAAGGAGUGUGUAAUUCGUUUAUUUUCUUAAACUUAAUAUAGUAAUUUUGAAGGUUUUUCUUUUCAAAAAAUCUUGACAAACUGUCCUGGAAACAUUCAGAAAAGAAAAUACAAAUAUUAGGUUGGAUUUUGCUAUAUAGACAUCAAUGCAGCAUGAGCUGAAAGGCGUGUUGUUUCCUGUGUAUCCUGUUAUCUUGCCAACUGUACCCCAUCCCUUCCUGUCCUGUUGAUUUCUUGACAGUUUAGUUCCAUAAGCACCAGAUGUCUUCUGCUAUCAUGAAUAAUAUCAGAAUUUGAACAAAGCAUUCUUGGUAAUUGUUGGUAUUAUGUCAGGAUGAGAUGUGAUCAGAUAUAUAUUAAUGUUUAUGCUCUUCCAGUAGAAUUAAGAUACUGAUCAUAGAAGAAACUGAUUUUUGCUAUUUGUAAUUAGAGGAGCAGGGUAUAAUGUCAUUUGUACAAAUCUGUAACUAUAACCUGCUUGAAACAAGGCUGAAGUUCAUUUCUGGAUUACAUGGGAAUCAGACAACAAAAUGGAGUUAUCCAUAGCCUCACCAGCAAACACCGAACAUUAAAGAUCAGUUAUCUAUCGUCUUAUUGAAUGACAAAGUGGGCUUGAGAGGCUAUAUGGACUUUUUCUUCUGUCCCUUUCGUUCAUGUCUUUUAUGGGAAUUAAACACAAGACAGGUUCAAGCAAAGAAAUUUUGCCCAUUAUAAAUACUACCAUUGAGGAAAGUCUGUUUCCCUUAAACUAUUUUUUUUCAUUUUUCCUUUGACAAUUCCUCCUCCUCUACCCUCAUAAUAGACUUGCUGGGGCAUCUUUUCACAGCUCCUCUGGUGCCCCUCUUUACUUGCCUUGUGUUCUCAAUGAAUUUUGAGCAAGGUGAAUUUCUGAUCUGCCUUGAUGCCCACUUCUUUCAUCAUGAGCUUUAUUUUCCCCUGCAGGUGAAACUUUUUCCUUCGUAUCUCAAGAAUUUUUGUUCAGACAGGACCCUUCUGACUUUUUACCCCUUCUAGAUAGAGUCAUUGAGAGCUAAUGGGGUGACAAUGGUGGUAUCAGUUUUUCUGCUCCCUCAUUCUGAUUUAACAUCCCUUUGACCUUGCAGCAAUCUAUUCUUUCCCCUGAUAUUGUCAAUAAACCUGCUAACUGGGGCUAUAUUAUUUCUGCUUGCCAAACUUUUGUCUACCUGACAGUUAUAUCCACCUCCUAUUACCUCACAUGGGGUUAUAACCCCACCAGCAAAUACAAACAUUACACUCCAUUCCCUCUGGCAAUCUCCACCCAAAGAGUCUUUCCAUGGUCUCCAUGAUCACCACCAAUUCCACAAUCCCAUAUGAUCCUAUUCUCUCUCAUUCUCAAGAUUCAUAGGCAGGAUUGUCCUAGCAGACCCUCAUUUCAACCAUUUUUUGGGUCUCAGAAUUAUUUCUUACUAUCUCAACUUUAUUUUUGCUUUAUUUAUCCAGUUGCAUAUGAUCUACAUCUACCACUCUUCUGACACCCACCAGCAUUAAAAAUAAAUCCUGUAUUUCACAGUCAUUUUUUUUCAUUAUGAGUAUUCAGUACCUCAACAGCUUCAUCCACCUCCAGGAUGGCAUUAUUAUAUUCUAUCCAUUGUUGCCACUUGCAUGGCUGAACUUAUUCUUACAUUGAGCAACUUGUCUCUAUUUGCUUUCUCCAAAUAAAUGUAACCAUGGGUCUUAGGUAUGUUUGCCUUUUUGUGGGAUUUGUGGAACUUGCUACUCAGAAACUUCCCUUGAAUCGUAAUGAUGUCAUCUUGUUUUGCAUCGUGCAUCCUUAACCAGAACAUUUCAUCAAUUGUUUUAAAUUUCUGUCCCAGCCUUGACUUCACAUGAUCAAUCUGUGAUUCUUCCCUGUUUUUUGUAUUCCAGUUCCUGGGGAUAAAUACUCAACCAACAAGUACUAUAAUCCUGCAAGUACAUUGAUUACUAUUCUACCCACCCUGCUUUCUGUAAGGACUCCUCUCCCUUUUAUUUUAAUUCUUCUGCAUCAUAUCUGCUCUGAAAUCUCCUGCACCAGUACUUCUGAUGCCAACCAGGUCCUUGAGCCUGUUUCAUCAUGCAGCUGGAUUCUGACUGAUUUGCAUCUUAACUUUGUCUGCCCAUCUUAGUUCCAGACCCACAAGGCACUUGUCUAACAACAAGCCAAUGUUGUCAGUUGACUUUGAUUCCACUGUUUUUCAGGGAAGAUUAUAUCAGUUUAUCACUGACAUGAGGAAGUAAUUCUUGAUGUAACCCAUGAAAACCUUUUCCAUUGUUCUGGACUCUCCCACUGUGAGUCACACACACAAUUUGAUGAAGUAGUUGGAACUCAACUUUCGACACUAGGUUUGACUAUGCAAUAAUCUUAAUUUUAGGGAUAUGGACUCAAUGCUGCACACUUUCACUGCAAAAUGUACACUUACCCCUUGUGGUCAGACACACUUCCUUAGUUGUGUUUAAUUAGAAUUAAUUUUUGUGGGGGAGGGAAGACAAGGCAAUCCUCUUCAGUUUUGUAUUUGAAACCAAUUUCAGAAUCAGAUUUGUAACAUCUGGUAAGUUUUCACAAACACUGAAAUACUUUAUCAUAGAUAGUGCUGGCAGCCCAAGUUGCCAUUCUUUACACAUUACAUUGGACAAGAAGGAUUGCAAGAUAUUUAAUCAUUCCUGACCUCCCCCCACCGGCCCCACCAAACACACACACACACAUUCCAGUUAAGAACACAGGGCUGUCAUCUGUGAAAGUAAUCCUGUCAGUUUUUUUUAAAGGUUUUGAGAUCACAUGUAAUCUGUUGAGAUCAUCUUAUUCAGUGUAAAACAAAACUAGAACCCAGCACCUAAUGGUUCAAUUACAUCCUGCCUUUACCAACUAACACUGAGAGAAGAUCUGUAAUGAGAGAUGUAUAAGAAUAUUAUCACAAGACAACUUUUGUUCAUUUGUGUGUGCUGAAAAGGAAUGUCAUAAAGUUGCUCAAUAUAUUUCAAGAAUGUUUUGUGAAUCAAGUCAUGGAAUAUUUUGUAUAAGACUUUACUUAUCUUUUUGAUUCUUCUUUGUAAGCAGUGAAAUAUUCUUUUUGUAAAUGUAUUUAAAAGUAUACUGUGUUUAUCGAA